Messenger RNA from Suillus bovinus, 1117 nucleotides. Its product is annotated as folate-sensitive fragile site protein Fra10Ac1-domain-containing protein. NCBI's taxonomy places the organism in Eukaryota, Fungi, Basidiomycota, Agaricomycetes, Boletales, Suillaceae. The coding region runs from base 166 to 840 and encodes 224 amino acids. The transcript is spliced from 3 exons. The record is from RefSeq and is a predicted model, not a curated record.
GAGCCCAAGUCGACCUCGUAACAAACAUUUCAUUGUAAUUAUAACCACAGCAAUUUUGAAACGCAGCGCCCGAGUGCAGUGCCGAAAGCCAAGUCAUCUUAAAGUAGUCCCAAACAACUCGGCAACAAUCCAGGUCCACUUGCCGCGAACCCACUGCCAUCUCCUAUGACAGCAUUAUACAAGCCAUAUGUUCCCAGGACGACUGCUGCUGCCUCAACUCCAGUAACAGAAUUCGACAUCUUGAAGGCCUCCCACAAGUUCCUACGAGAUGACGAGGCCAGUACAUCAUGGAACGACCAGCUAGCGCAGAAAUACUACGACAGUCUCUACCGCGAAUUCGCGAUUUGCGAUCUCAAGCAUUACAAGUCAGGAAACUUCAGUCUCCGCUGGCGCACAGAAACAGAAGUUCUCUCUGGAACGGGCGAGACGACAUGCGCGAACGCUCGCUGUCCCGAACACACCGCAUCUUCGACUUCACUUAUGACUCUCGAGCUACCGUUUACAUAUGAAGAGCACGGUCAUAGGAAAGAAGCGCUCGUGAAAGUCGUUCUAUGUUCGAAAUGCGUGCGCAAGAUCAUGUGGAAGAGGAAACACGAGAAGGAAAGGGAAGGCGAGGGUGUGGAGGCUAAGACGGCCGAAAGUGAUGAAGUUAAGAUGCAUGAGGAUAGAAGAGCACCAAAGUCUGGAAGCCGUCCAAAGGACAACGAGCGUAAUGACAUCGGUGAUGAGCAGUAUCGCACCCGACGAAGACGAAGCUCACGUUCGCGGUCUCCGCGAGCUCACAAACGGAAUCGGGACGCCUCACCAACCCUAUCACAAACGAGGAACAGCGGUAGCUAACCCUAGUCUUACUUACUACAUACCAAGGUUUCAGAAGCCUAGUGCUUCUCAAGAUGUACAUAAGAUUGCGUUGUGUAGCAUGCAGGUGCACUCAAAUGUGUACGUCUUCACCCCUACUUGAGCUAGUUUGGCUGAUUCACUACGAAGUCUUCCUCGCAUACUUUUCUCAGGUCCAAUGGAACUUGAGCUGUCACGUUGUCCCCGGCGGGUGGACGUACUACCGGAACUUGUAGCCCGUUCAUCUUCCAGUAGAUCUCCUUGACGUGUCCAUUUCUAU